Molecule: messenger RNA, 5096 nt
Organism: Amoebophrya sp. A25
Lineage: Eukaryota; Dinophyceae; Syndiniales; Amoebophryaceae
Source: the annotation of a GenBank genome assembly
CCUCGCUGACGCUCAGAAGAUUAAGGUGUUCACGAACAACGACACAACGUUUACGAUCGUUUUUCCCCUUGAGAGAUCUCAACGUUUCCACUUUCAACACAGUGCGACUUCGUCCUCAUCCUCGACUAUGCAAAGUGUUUCCCUGACAACAAGAUUUGCGCAGAUUUUGCGUCCCUUCGCAACGUGCGCGACGCAAACGGCGCAACUUGUGCCUUUCUCGCGCCGCUUCUCGCUUUACAUGUCAGCACCUGAGUACCUACCUCAGGAAUCCCGCUACAUGCAGUUUUCCUUGCUCGGUUAUUCCUCGCCGACGCUUCCUUCCAUUGACGGCAGCAGCGCCGCGGACGGCAUAUCUGCGACCCUCGUCUCCAGCCUGCCGGGAAGUCUCUCGACUACGCACACCACUGCACCGGAUGAUCGAAACGCGCUGUUUUUCCCCGCGGCGAAUGACAAGGUGUAUUUCUACAUCGCGGAGGCCCAGAAAAUCGUCGACGAUACCUACAGCCUCGAAAUGGCUAAUCUAGGGGCUACGAAUUCUACCGUUGGGAGUAGCACGUCGACACUCAGCAAUAGUGACAGCGACAGCGCAUCCGCGAGUGGAACUUUAGAAUCUUCGACAAGCAGCUCUGCGAGCACGGGAAGCGUUUGUGCCGCACAUCUGGAGAACAAUCUAAUCUCGAUUGCGGAGAGGACGUUGGACGAGUCGGCUUCAGCGUGCGCAAACUUUCGAGCCAACAUAUUUCGCACGAUUCCGGAUCCCGCGCCUGCGCUGCGUGGUUAUUUUGAGGAAGCCGCGAGUAGUGCAGCCACCUCUUCUUCACAGGAUGAAACAUCGUCAGACAACCCUGCUCUUGUCAUAAAAUCACUCGCGGAAGGCAGUACGCAUCAUCUUCCAUCUUCGGGAGCGACGACAAGUUCCGCAUCUUCAGUGGACGCAUCUUCAAGUUCCUCGUCCACCGACAUGCAGCUACCUGCAGGCUUUACGAUGAAUAAGACGCAUUGUUUUGGGCAAAAUCGUGUAUGCAGAAUAGCCAGACACACGAAGUUUCAGCUUCAGGAUGGAUUUUCUUAUCGAUUGUGUUUUCUACGGUGGAGCGGCACUCAAACACCAUCGCUUAUCUCUUCCGCGGACGUUCGCGUGAAAAAGCCGCCUGUGCGGAAAGUCAUAAAGUUCAAAAUCGAUCUUUCGUACCAGUUAAGAAUACGGUUCAUAGAUCGGACUCAUUUUUGUCGGAAGUCCAGAACGCAAUGCCUGUUUUGAGUCGACACGAUACAUGAUAAUCUUUAUGUAGUUUCAAAUACUUAGAAAAACAACCGAGUUCAGGGUAAACGCCAUCCACCUUCAUCUACCCCGUCGCAGGCAGCCAACGAAGCACUAGCAGCCCAGAAUCUCACUGCUGCAGACGUGAAUGCAGGGCUUUCGGGAAUCGUGCAUCGCCCAGAAACCUACACACAACUACGAUCAGCGUGCGUCGCGAAAGUGCAAGCGCUCUAUGGGAUCCCCGAAAGUUGGAUCGCGAAACUGGAGUUUACUCCAGGGUCGCUUGUGGUAGAGAUGCACUUGCGAAUGCUUGCAGCGGACUACAAUCGAGUUGAAAUGUCCUCGAGUAGUGGAGGCCAAAGUGCUGCAUCUUCUCUGAGUGGAGCAAAUCCGUCUUCAUCAGGAUCCGGCGGUUCCUCUAGUGGUACUGAUACUGCGACUUCGACAGCGGCAUCGUCGCAGUGGCUGGAACAGGCCCUGUAUGAGGAUUUAAAGAACACAGUUCUCUUACCCAUACUGCAAGCGGACUACAUCGAUGCACAAGGUGGCGCCCCUGUAUUGAUGUCCUUGAACGAUUUGCAAAGUGAGCUCGUUGUCUUGAAUGCCAACGACCCUUCGGUAGUCGACAGACCACGCGUCGUUCUGCCGGAAUCCAGCACGAGCUCAACGCAAUCGCCUCCGUCUAGCAAUAAGGCCAACUCAUUGCAGCUGGACUAGAACUUAUAUAUAAUUGUCAGAGAAGAUUUGGUAUAUGCUCUAGAUUGAAAUUUUUUCCUUUCCCCUCUACUAAAAAGAUCUGCAGCAGGGUUCUAAUACUGCGUCGAGUUCGGAUAGUGACAGCAGUGACACAAGCGGGACAACGGUCGGUCUCGCGAUCGGAAUCCCAUGUGGCAUCCUCCUGCUCAUCGGCGGAUUCCUAUUUUGGCGCUACUAUCUAAAGCGUGACGAGGAAGAGGACGAUGCGCUUUUCCCAACCUUGCUCGCGCCAGACGAGCUCCCAGGUGGGCGUAAGUCGCGUAGGUACUCGGAUUCCGAUGUUGAGAUUGUCCAAGAGGAGGAACCGCGCUACCUGAUGCGAAAGUGGUUUCAUGUUCUGAUGGACGUAGAUCAGCCGCUGGUGCGCACGUGUGUUUUUUGCUCGCAGACACCGGAAGACCUUGCUUGUGCGGAAGUAGAGCAAGCGAAGGAGCGUGCGCUCUAUGGGGAUCAUACGGGAGAAGGGGGAUUUUCUUUCAGUUCGAUGUCCUUGUUGCCAGAGCGGCUCCUCGCGCUCGGAUCGGACUAUGGCCGAGUGCAGCCUCCUGGUGCGGGAAGCAGUCUGUACCUCGUGGACCGAGCGCUGGGCCGUGAGGACCGCAUUCCGAAAACAAGGAAAACUGUACGUCCCCGUGGUGAGGCUGGUGGCGAAGGAGUAGACAAUGCGUUGGAGGUGUCCGCAAAUACCAAUGCUACCGCAGCAGGCGUCGAGCAAAUUCAGCUGAUGGAUGCAUCUGCAGAACCUGGCGGCACCGCAGAAGAUAAUGUUCUCAAGAAACUGUCGUCCUCGUCGAAGAGAGAUAGCAGCAAUGCGGUGAUUAAUAAGAGCAACUCUGCGCGAUUGUCGUCCAGUUCCGUCGAAGGAAACGCAGCGCCGCGUUUGCAUUUAGCAGUCUACGUCUCGCGGUCAAAUCCGGACGUGCGCAUAACGUGUUGCAACUACUGCGUGAAACUUGCGAACAAAAUCUUCAUGAGGGACGAUGCAGUGGAUGAAUGGCGCAAGUUGUCUGAUGUCGAUGUGUCGCUCGAUGCAAUUCAGCGGUCCAUAGACGACUUUCUCGACGCUCAAGAAGGUCGUGGUGCCUACAACAGUCCGGGCUACAAUGCAACUGGCGACUUCCCCGGCUUUGGAAAUGGAGCGCACUUGGCGAUCGAAAACAACGCGCCAACGCCUAGCGGUGCGUGGUGGGCGGGGCUCGCGCCGUCCUGGCUGGGCGGGUGGGUGCAGGCGGCUGCACCAGCUGGGCCAGCGGAAAUGCAAGGUGGAGCUCCAAGGAAAGCGAUUGAGCAGAGGAUAGAGAGUGACACGAAAAAUGAUGGUGAAGCGCAGAAGGAUGAAAAGACGGUAAAAUCUGCAAUACUAACAUCCAAAGCAGAAAAUGAUAGUCUCAGGAAUGCGUCAAUGCCAAGCCGUCAGCAAUAUCUGCCGAACUGCUGCUCGCAAGAAGGACCAAAGCAUCUUCCCUCGAGAAAUGGAAUAGAAGAAGGUGUGCAGCCCGAUUCUACAGUCCCUUCCCCUGUGGAGGAUACAAAAAUAUUAGUGGUUGACUCUCCAUCGAUCGAUACGAUGCCGAUCGACAAAAGACGAACAACCAUGACGGCAGAACCGCAACAGAUUGAGGAGAGCGUUGUGCCGCAGCGCAUCCAGGGGGGAUCAAUCUAUCGUCUCAAGUUAUGGCUCUUCUGUUCGACAAGGUAGUCUUGGUGCCUAUGUGAAGAUCCAGGCAGAAUAUUCAAACAGCACUUUUAUUUUGCCCAAAAGAAUUGAAAGAUCUUGGUCUUCUUCGGUUCAAAACAUUAUUUUGCAUAAGAAUGAGUUUUCAGCAUGCUUAUUUGAGUACUUAGCCAAGCCCAAGAGUUGGCGUUCUUCAUCAUCAGCUGGGUACCUAAGCCUCGCUCUAACACGCAAGCCAGCGGGUGCAGAUGGACAGGAGGUUUCGGCGUUAGCAGCUACAAAAGGAGAUAGUAGUGCAUCCAUCGAAAGCAUGCUGCCAACGCUUCCGGGAGCUGGGGAUGGCAAGAAAAAGCGUAGGCUUCUGCGAAAAAAGCAACGGAAAACAGGGGUUUUGGGUGAAAAUAUAUACGACGAAGAGGACGGAGGAGGUGGUAGCCCACAGUCACCCGGUUCGCCGUCACCAGCUAAAAGUAGUCCAAGCCCAAAGGGGAGCGGCAAAAAGCGUGCACGGAAGUCAAAAGCCCCCAUCUCACCAGGUGGAGCAGAGAGCAAGAAUACUAACAAGGAGGAAGAGGCACCAGAACAGGGAGCGACGCGGAGACCUCGGAAGGUGAGCGUGCGUACGAAGCGGGCAUCAGGUGACGAACAACAACAAACGGAGGAAGGUGGAGAGCCGCGAAGGCGGUCUGCGAGUGGUCUUCGAAUAAACAGACCAGAGGCGACUGGAGGAGCCCCCAAAAAACCCAGAAAAAGUAAAAAGAAGUGAGAGUCUAGGAUAAUGCACAUUUUCUUUGUUGAAGUAAGUGCUAGCAGUAGAAGUGCAAGGAAGUGUCCAAGGUUUUUUUGUAUCAGUUUAGUUGUUUGUGUUGCAUUUUUUAAGUUGAACUCUGAAUCCAACAAUAGAGGAUAGGAUUGAGUCCUAGAUCAAGUUGUGUCUCAUUCUAACGUAUUUUUGCAUCCCUUCCCAGUUAAUAAGUGAACUUUCGUCUUUGCAUUUCUAGUCAAGUGAUGCUUUCUAAAAUAGUAUGGUAUAUGCAGCUUGUUGUGGUAUUCUUUCCGCUCGCAAUGGUCCGGAUACUGGAUCGUUUCUUUCUUUUUGUUUGAGCAUGGAUUUGCAAGUUUGCUGAUAGUCUAGUUUUCGUUAAUCACACUAGAUUGAUAACGCUAAUCCUUGUAUCUGUUUAUUGGGCUAAAGUUCGGACAGAUAUUAUAUGCGGUAAAGUGCACAGAAUGAACGCUAAGACUCACGUAAGUACACAGGUGAUAGGCAUUUAGGUCGUUAUUAUGUUACUGCGUAUUUCGUGGGCAUGAAUCAGCUUGGGCUACGAAAUUCAAUUAGGUGAAAAUUUGCUACUGACAGACAGAUCCGUCAACUAAAAUUUAGAAGCUUGACGGGCGGUGGAC